Planococcus citri (citrus mealybug) is the source of this 2218-nucleotide messenger RNA. It is a transcript of the gene eRF1, whose product is annotated as eukaryotic release factor 1. Gene Ontology annotation, cellular component: cytosol; translation release factor complex. Bases 443 to 1753 code for a protein of 436 amino acids. NCBI's taxonomy places the organism in Eukaryota, Metazoa, Arthropoda, Insecta, Hemiptera, Pseudococcidae. Gene Ontology annotation, molecular function: translation release factor activity, codon specific; sequence-specific mRNA binding. The record is from RefSeq and is a predicted model, not a curated record. Gene Ontology annotation, biological process: cytoplasmic translational termination. The transcript has 9 exons.
UUUGGACUUUCUUUUGAGUCGACGUAACGAUUCGACGAGGUGUCAUUCUACUUUUAUCCAUCGAAAGUUUUGUAUUUUAAAUAAUUUCUUUUCAAUUUUCGUAUGUUUAAUAUUCCGAAUUCGACUACAGUUUUCAACUGAAUCAUUUCAAGAAAAAAAUGAUCCAUUCUGUUCGGUUAAAGUUUGUUUUUCGUUAAUUCAACAUUGUAAAAUCUUCACGCGUGCUAUCGUAAUCCGGAUAUAACCAGAUUUUUGUAUACCUUUGGUACUAUUCUGUUCGUCGAAGCAAGUGUUCUCUUUGUUUUAAAACUUAUAAUUUAAUUCGUUCCUUCUGUUAAAGCUGAGCUUUCUAGCUUGAGUGAAUUUUGUAUUUAUUUUUUUACUUAUCCGAUACCUAAGUUUAUUUUUAUUUCCCCGUUCUCAAAUCUAAAAGAAAAGCAAAAUGUCGAGCGAAGAAACCACAAGUGAUAGGAAUGUGGAGAUGUGGAAAAUCAAGAAACUGAUUAAAAGUUUAGAGUUAGCCAGAGGGAAUGGCACCAGUAUGAUAUCAUUGAUAAUUCCGCCAAAAGACCAGAUUUCAAGAGUUAGUAAAAUGCUCGCUGACGAAUACGGAACUGCGUCGAAUAUUAAAUCAAGAGUAAAUAGAUUGUCUGUACUGGGAGCUAUCACAUCAGUACAACAGAGAUUGAAGCUGUACACUAAAGUUCCGCCCAACGGAUUAGUUGUCUAUUGUGGAACGAUAGUCACCGAAGAAGGCAAAGAGAAGAAAGUUAACAUAGAUUUUGAACCCUUCAAACCUAUAAAUACCUCUUUGUACUUAUGUGAUAACAAAUUUCAUACGGAGGCGUUGACCGCCUUACUGGCCGACGACAAUAAAUUUGGAUUCAUCGUAAUGGACGGUAACGGAGCUUUAUUCGGCACCCUGCAGGGUAAUACCAGAGAUGUGCUGCACAAGUUUACGGUCGACUUACCGAAAAAACACGGUCGAGGAGGUCAAUCAGCUUUACGUUUCGCUCGUUUACGUAUGGAAAAGCGACACAAUUAUGUGAGAAAAGUAGCCGAGGUGGCAACCCAGUUGUUUGUCACGAACGAUAAACCAAACAUUGCCGGAUUGAUUUUAGCCGGUAGUGCCGAUUUCAAAACCGAACUCAGCCAGUCCGAUAUGUUCGACCCGCGUUUACAAGCCAAAAUUAUCAAAUUAGUCGACGUAUCGUACGGAGGCGAAAACGGUUUCAAUCAAGCCAUCGAAUUAGCUUCAGAAUCGCUGCAAAAUGUAAAGUUUAUUCAAGAAAAGAAAUUGAUAGGUCGUUAUUUCGAUGAAAUAAGUCAAGACACCGGUAAAUAUUGUUUCGGCGUCGACGAUACGUUGAAAGCGUUAGAAUUAGGAGCUGUAGAAAUUUUGAUUUGCUGGGAAAAUUUAGAUAUUCAACGAUAUGUAUUAAAAAACCACAGUUCGGGCGAAGAGAAAAUAUUACACUUGACUCCCGAACAAGAGAAAGAUAAAACGCAUUUCAAUGACAAAGACUCAGGAGCAGAAUUAGAAUUAGUUGAGAAUCAGCCGUUACUGGAAUGGUUGGCUAACAAUUAUAAAAACUUUGGCGCCACAUUAGAAAUUAUUACCGAUCGAUCUCAGGAAGGUUCACAAUUCGUCAGAGGAUUCGGAGGAAUAGGAGGAAUUUUGCGUUAUAAAGUCGAUUUUCAAGUACUUCAAGUGGAAGACACCUUUGAUGAAAUCAAUCUAGACGAUUAUUAAAUAAAUACAGUAUUGCCAUUAAAUAAGGCUUACUGCGAUAUAAAGUAGAUUUUCAGAGCUUACAAUGCGAAGAGUACGACACACUCGAUGAUUUCAAUUUGGAUGAUUACUAAAUUAUUAAAAUCGAAAACGAAACUACGGACGGCGACAUUUUUUCCAGCACAUCCAAUCUUUACGUUCAACCGAAAUGAGAAUUUGCCUUCAGAUACAGCUCAAGAUUUUGUUACGCAAUAAAAUAUGUACCAAAUAAUUAUAUGUAACUUUGAAAAUCAGAGGGAAAAACCAUUCAGCAUUACCGCUUACUUCGUUUUGUACACAUGGUCCUAAUUUUGUACGUUUUUUCGUUUUUACUGAUGAUACUUGUGAGUUUUUGUCAUUGAAAUGUUUCACGAAUAUCAUCAAAGAUUAUUGUUUUUAGAAACGAUGUAAACUUGUUUUAUUCAAAUAAAGCUUUUGCGCCUAAAA